Molecule: messenger RNA, 1554 nt
Organism: Salmo salar (Atlantic salmon)
Lineage: Eukaryota; Metazoa; Chordata; Actinopteri; Salmoniformes; Salmonidae
Source: RefSeq, a predicted model, not a curated record
AUGGACAUGGAGAUGGUGAAUGGACAUGAGCUGGAGAUAGAGCCAAAAACAGGAACAGACACAGGGCUGGAGCUAGAGCCAGGGACAGGGAACGGCACAUGGCUGGAGCUAGAGUCAGAGACAGGGAACGGCACAUGGCUGGAGCUAGAGUCAGAGACAGGGAACGGCACAGGGCUGGAGCUAGAGUCAGAGACAGGGAACGGCACAGGGCUGGAGCUAGAGUCAGAGACAGGGAACGGCACAUGGCUGGAGCUAGAGUCAGAGACAGGGAACGGCACAGGGCUGGAGCUAGAGUCAGAGACAGGGAACGGCACAGGGCUGGAGCUAGAGUCAGAGACAGGGAACGGCACAGGGCUGGAGCUAGAGUCAGAGACAGGGAACGGCACAGGGCUGGAGCUAGAGUCAGAGACAGGGAACGGCACAUGGCUGGAGCUAGAGUCAGAGACAGGGAACGGCACAGGGCUGGAGCUAGAGUCAGAGACAGGGAACGGCACAGGGCUGGAGCUAGAGUCAGAGACAGGGAACGGCACAUGGCUGGAGCUAGAGUCAGAGACAGGGAACGGCACAGGGCUGGAGCUAGAGUCAGAGACAGGGAACGGCACAGGGCUGGAGCUAGAGUCAGAGACAGGGAACGGCACAGGGCUGGAGCUAGAGUCAGAGACAGGGAACGGCACAGGGCUGGAGCUAGAGUCAGAGACAGGGAACGGCACAGGGCUGGAGCUAGAGUCAGAGACAGGGAACGGCACAGGGCUGGAGCUAGAGUCAGAGACAGGGAACGGCACAUGGCUGGAGCUAGAGUCAGAGACAGGGAACGGCACAGGGCUGGAGCUAGAGUCAGAGACAGGGAACGGCACAGGGCUGGAGCUAGAGUCAGAGACAGGGAACGGCACAUGGCUGGAGCUAGAGUCAGAGACAGGGAACGGCACAGGGCUGGAGCUAGAGUCAGAGACAGGGAACGGCACAGGGCUGGAGCUAGAGUCAGAGACAGGGAACGGCACAGGGCUGGAGCUAGAGUCGGGGACAGACACAGGCACAGGAAUGGAGCUAGAGUUAGGGACAGACACAGGCACAGGGAUGGAGCUAGAGUUAGGGACAGACACAGGGCUGGAGCUAGACUUAGGGACAGACACAGGGCUGGAGCUAGACUUAGGGACAGACACAGGGCUGGAGCUAGAGUUAGGGACAGACACAGGGCUGGAGCUAGAGUCAGGGACAGACACAGACACAAGGCUGGAGCUAGAGUUAGGGACAGACACAGGUCUGGAGCUAAAGCCAGGGACAGGGAAGUGCACAGGUCUGGAACUAGAGCCAGGGACAGGGAAGAGCACAGGUCUGGAACUAGAGCCAGGGACAGGGACAGGUACAUGGCUGGAGCUAGAGUCAGGGACAGGGACAGGUACAUGGCUGGAGCUAGAGUCAGGGACAGGGACAGGUACAUGGCUGGAGCUAGAGUCAGGGACAGGGACAGGUACAUGGCUGGAGCUAGAGUCAGGGACAGGGACAGACAUUGGGCUAGAUCUAGAACCAGGGAAAGGACAGACCCAGGAAUUAUAG